AUGAUUAAAAAAAAUAAUAAAAUCAAUUAUACUAAAUAUUAGCUGAUUGAAAAACCUUAAAAAAUAUAUCCCUAUCAUGAUAAAGAUGGUUAUGAGUACUACAUAGAUAAUCUUGGUGUUUUGAUUCAUAAUAACAAAGUAAUUUCUGAUGAGUAUCUGUAAAGUAAAUUCGGAAAAAUCGAAUUAGAUCUUUACUGUGACUAAAACUCGACUCAUUACGUUUAUAAAGGAAUGAAUACAACAGCUAAAAAUUUAAAGAAAAGCUCUGCUAAAAUAGCUAUUAAUCUCUAUCACGAUUUCGUUCAAGGAUUCCCUCUUACAAUUAACGAUGUUAAACUCACUGAUAACACUGAUAAAAUUAUAAAAAUUUUUUCAAAAAUCAGAAAGAAUAUUAUAAUCGAAAAAUUGAUAUGGGAAGGUGAAGAUAUUUUAGAGUUUCCUGGUACUUUUUAAGAGUUUUUCUUAUAAAAUAACAUGCUUUUGAAUAAAGAAUCUAAUCUAUAUGAAUUAGAUAUUGAUUGUGAAGUAAAGCUAACUUAAUUCACUCCUAUUAGUAAGGAUGCCGAUAAGUAUAAGUAUUUCUUUGCUAGUUUUGAUAUCUAUGAAGAUAUUCUUUGUAAUAGACUCAUUUACACACUUAGAGAAAACUGGGAUGGUUUUAUCACUUUCCUCGGAUUUGGAGCUUUUGACAAAUCUAGAGGUAAGAUUUCAUUGACUUAUGAAGAAGCCGUUGAUUAAGUAAUAGAUCUUCUUUAUGAGAGAAAAGUGAAAGAAUCUGAAAUUAAUAGACUCAGUUUUAAUAAAAUUGAACUGAGUGAUAGUGACCCUUCUAAAUUUGCUAUUGAGAUUGGAAUUAAAAACACCAAAAGGAGCAGAAAAUCAAAGAAAUAAAGAGAGAUGGAAGAACAGAGCAACAUAACUACUUAAUCUACAUUAGAUAACUGA
This is a messenger RNA of Tetrahymena thermophila SB210, 945 nucleotides long. RefSeq lists its product as hypothetical. NCBI's taxonomy places the organism in Eukaryota, Ciliophora, Oligohymenophorea, Hymenostomatida, Tetrahymenidae. The record is from RefSeq and is a predicted model, not a curated record. The transcript has a single exon.